AUGGCAAGCAAGAAGAAAGAAGUCCAGCUCCAGACCACAAUUAACGAUGAAAACCAGUGGAAUGAAAUGUUGCUGAAAAAAGGUGUAACAGUAAUAGAUGUCUAUCAAGCUUGGUGUGGUCCUUGCAAAGCUGUGAUGAAUUUAUUCAGAAAACUGAGGACUGAGCUGGGGGAAGAAGAUAUGUUGCAUUUUUCAGUGGCAGAGGCUGACAGCGUUCCAGUUCUGCAACCAUUUAGGAAUAGUUGUGAACCCGUGUUUCUUUUUUGUGUUAAUGGCAAAAUUAUUGCAGAAGUGAGAGGUGCAAAUGGUCCUCUGAUAACUAAGAAAGCAACAGAGCUAGUGCAAGAAGAGAAGGAUAUUGCAGCCGGAACGAAAGAACGCGUAGAAGUAGAGGAACUUGUUUUCCUAGAAAGAAUUUCAUCAGAAGAAUCUACUGAGGAGGAAGAACCCGAACCCAAAGAAAUAGUCCAAUAUUCCAUUGCAAUUAUAAAGCCUGAUGCUGUCUUAGAGGGACGAGUAGAAGAAGUUAAAAAAAAGAUUAAAAAUGCAGGAUUUGGCAUUGAAGCAGAGGAGGAGAAAAUGCUAACUGAGGAGCAAAUCAGAGUGUUCUAUGCCCGAAAAAAAGACCAGCCUGAUUUUGAGGAUUUUGUUCAAGCCAUGUUGAGUGGACCAUGCCAUGUUUUGGUAAUUGCUGUAAAAGAAACAUCCGAUGCUAUUCCUCACUGGAAAGAACUACGUAAAUUGAGUGAGGAUCAUGACGCUGAGGCUGACAAGCCAGACAGGAUCCAGGGAGCAGAAACUGAGGAGAGUAUAUUAAAUUUAUGUGAUAUCCAAGACAGUUUAGAAGAUGCCAGCAGGCAACUUGCCUUCUUUUUCCCAAAUUUUGAUAAAAAGAAGACAGACCAAAAAGUUGAAAAGACUUUGGCCUUAAUUAGACCCACCCUUUUAAAGGAAAGACGAGAUUCUAUUAUUCAAAGAAUAAAGGAUGAUGGCUUCCAAAUUGCAAUGCAGAAAGAAAUAAUCCUAACUGAAGCACAAGCACGUGAAUUUUACAAAGAGCAUGAAAAUGAAGACUACUUCCCAGUUCUUCUGGAGCAAAUGACCAGUGGCCCAACUCUUAUUCUUGCUCUAACACGAGAAAAUGCUGUAGAACACUGGAGGAGUUUAUUAGGCCCUAAGGUUGUUGAAACAGCUAAGAAGGAAAAUCCAGAGAGUUUACGUGCAAUGUAUGCAUUCAACGACGUACCUAUUAAUCAGCUGCAUGGUAGUUCUACACUCGAUGAUGCUCAGAAGGAAUUAGACUUCUUCUUCCCUCAGGAGCACACACUGGCAGUAAUCAAACCUGAUGCUGCUAAGACCCAUAAAGAUGACAUUAUGCAAAGAGUGAAAGAUGCUGGAUUUACCAUCUCAAAGAUUAAAGAACAAGCUUUAACUCAUGAAAUGGCUACACAGUUUUAUGACCAACACAAAGGAAAACCCUUUUUUGAUGACUUAGUGUCUUUUAUGACUGAGGGCCCAUCAGUGAUAAUGGUCUUAACGAAGGAAAAUGCUGUAGAAGAGUGGAGGCAACUAAUGGGUCCAACUAAUCCAGAAGAGGCAAAACAGACUUGUCCUGAAUCAAUUCGAGCUCAGUUUGCACACGAUAUUUUGUCUAAUGCUGUUCAUGGGUCAUCUACUCAAGAACAUGCACUGAAAAGCAUUGAGUGCGUAUUUGGAGAGAUCGAGAUUGCUUGA
This is a messenger RNA of Chaetura pelagica (chimney swift), 1734 nucleotides long. RefSeq names its product NME/NM23 family member 8 (gene NME8). Gene Ontology annotation, biological process: UTP biosynthetic process; CTP biosynthetic process; GTP biosynthetic process. Lineage: Eukaryota; Metazoa; Chordata; Aves; Apodiformes; Apodidae. The transcript is spliced from 16 exons. Gene Ontology annotation, molecular function: nucleoside diphosphate kinase activity. Bases 1 to 1734 code for a protein of 577 amino acids. The record is from RefSeq and is a predicted model, not a curated record.